Bactrocera oleae (olive fruit fly) is the source of this 1349-nucleotide messenger RNA. Its product is annotated as lipase 3. Gene Ontology annotation, biological process: lipid metabolic process. Gene Ontology annotation, molecular function: hydrolase activity, acting on ester bonds. NCBI's taxonomy places the organism in Eukaryota, Metazoa, Arthropoda, Insecta, Diptera, Tephritidae. The record is from RefSeq and is a predicted model, not a curated record.
GUGGCAUAGCGGGAAAUCAUGGCCAAGUCAUUGGUGCUUAUAAAGCGACGUGUCCAAAGCGAAAAUUGUUUAAUGUGUAGUGAACAUUUAAGAAUGAAGUUUAAUAAAGUAAUAUUGGCCUCCGGGCUUCUGCUGGCUAUGGCAAAUAUAGCAGUAGCAUUAACAUUCGAUGAAGUGCGGUUGGCGCUUAAGCAAUUUGUCACAUCUGAAGAACGCAUUCGAUCCCAUGGCUAUCCGGCAGAAUCACAUACCGUAGAAACUACUGAUGGUUAUCUCUUAACACUAUUUCGCAUACCUUACUCACACAAACUGAAUAAUGGGCGCGCGAAACGUCCAGCUUUCCUGCUGCAACAUGGUUUAUUCAGCAACUCAGAUUGCUGGUUGAGCAGCGGUCCAGACAAUUCGUUGGCCUACCUGCUGACCGACGCCGGUUUCGACGUUUGGUUAGGCAAUGCCCGCGGUAAUAUUUACUCGCGCGCAAAUGCACAAAUAACCUUAAAUAGUCCGAAAUUUUGGAAAUUCGGUUGGCAUGAAAUUGGCACCAUUGAUAUUGCCGCUAUGAUUGAUUAUAUACGUGAUUUCACCGGUGAGCAAGCCGUACAUUAUGCUGGCCACUCGCAGGGCACCACGGCGUAUUUGGCGCUCAUGUCUACCAGAAAACAGUACAAUCCCAAGAUUAAAACGGCACAUCUAUUGGCGCCAUGUGCAUUCUUCGAGCAUGGCAGACAUCCCGUUUUCCAACUCUCCGCAUUGGUCGGCACACCUGAUGGGCUAUGGAACCGCCUACUCGAGGAUAUGGAGUUGAUGCCUAAAAACGAUGUGGUAAAUCGCAUUGCAGACACACUCUGCGGUGAACAACCCAAUUUGGGCAAACAAUGUAGGAAUGUCGCACUUUGGUAUGCCGGCGAUGGUUACCGCAACACAAAUCUGACUUCCAUGCAAGUGCUCAUUGAGACCCAUCCAGGCGGUUCGUCCAGCAAUCAGGGCAUACAUUAUCUCCAACUAUAUAAGUCACAUAAAUUCCGUCAAUUCGAUUAUGGAACCAAGAAGAAUCAAAAGAUUUAUAAUCAAGAUACGCCACCAGACUAUGAUCUGAGUAAAAUUACUGCUCGCACUUACUUAUACUCGAGCGCCAACGAUGCUCUGUGCGGUCCUCGCGAUGUCGACACUUUGGUAAAAAAUAUGCCGUAUCUAGUUGAGGAUUAUCGCGUAUCCGAUCCAACUUGGAAUCACAUGGACUUUAUUGUUGCAAACAAAAUGCGAGAGGUUAUCAACGACCGUGUUGUUCGCGUCGCUAAGACUUAUGAGAGAAUGUAAUGAUACAAAUAAAACAUAAGCAAGUUGAAGAU